GCGAUCCCCCGUGUAAGAGUGAGGUGGAGGAGGACAUUCCAGUCCAUGUGACCACAGAAUAUCCCAUUAAGAAGUCUGAUGGAAACAUGAUGUUAUCACAAGAUUAUAAAGUAGAAGAUAUCGGACAGCGCUCUUCAGAAGACUUCAUUACCUGUAAUGUACAUUCAGGACUUCACACUACAGAUCUAUUAUAUAACCCCGCUAAUCAUGAGGAACCUGCUACUGCCCGAUCACAGAUUGUUACCACAAGUACCGGGCAGAAAGGGGGUAAGAGGUUUCAGUACAGUGACUGUGGGAAACAGUUUUCACAUAACUCAGGUCUUUUUAUACACCAAAGAAGUCACACAGGAGAAAAGCCAUGUCCAUCUAGAGAAUGUGGGAAAUCUUUUACAAGGAAAUCACAUCUUGUUACACACAGGAGAAUUCACACAGGGGAAAAGCCAUAUUCAUGUUCACUGUGUGGAAAAUGUUUUUCAGAUAAAUCAAGUCUUGUUACACAUGAACAAAUUCACACAGGAGAGAAACCAUAUUCAUGUUCAGUAUGUGGAAAAUGCUUUACAGAUGAAUCAAGUCUUAUUACACAUGAGAGAAUUCACACAGGAGAGAAGCCAUAUUCAUGUUCACAAUGUGGGAAGUGCUUUACAGAUAAAGCAAGCAUUGUUAAACAUGAGAGAAUUCACACAGGAGAUAAACAAUUUUCAUGUUCAGAAUGUGGGAAAUGUUUUACAAACAAAUCAUUUCUUGUUACACAUAAGAGAAGUCACACAGGAGAUAAACAAUUUUCAUGUUCAGAAUGUGGAAAAUGUUUUUCAUAUAAAUCAAAUCUUAUUACACAUGAGAGAAUUCACACAGGAGAGAAGCCGUAUUCAUGUUCACAAUGUGGGAAGUGCUUUACAGAUAAAUCAAGCAUUGUUAAACAUGAGAGAAUUCACACAGGAGAUAAAACAUUUUCUUGUUCAGAAUGUGGAAAAUGUAUUUCAAAUAAAUCAAAUCUUAUUAAACACCAGAGAAUUCACACAGGAGAGAAGCCCUAUUCAUGUUCAGAAUGUGGGAAAUGUUUUACAAACAAAUCAAAUCUUAUUACACAUGAGAGAAUUCACACAGGAGAGAAGCCCUAUUCGUGUUCAGAAUGUGGGAAAUGUUUUACAAACAAAUCAUAUCUUGCUACACAUGAGAGAUAUCACACAGGAGAGAAACCCUAUUCAUGUUCAGAAUGUGGGAAAUGUUUUACAAACAAAUCAUAUCUUGUUACACAUGAGAGAUAUCACACAGGAGAGAAGCCCUAUUCAUGUUCAGAAUGUGGAAAAUGUUUUGUCGCCAAAAUCAAUCUUAAAAAUCACCAGAGAAUUCACAUAGGGGAGAAGCCGUAUUCAUGUUCAGAAUGUGGCAAAUGUUUUACAAAUAAAUUAAUCCUUGUUGCUCAUAGAAGAAGCCAUUCAGGAGAGAAGAUGUGAUGUUCUACAUGAGAAUUAAGAAAAAUGUCUUACUGUAGAGGGAAGUGCCAGGUGUCUGUAUAUGUAUGUAUAUAACUAGAGUUGAAAAAUGGGGCAGCACUCCUUAAUCAAAGCAAUCCGGGUGCAUGUGUUCAACCCUUGUUCAAGGGUGUAUUUAUACACUGAAGAAAUCCACGGCACUCCUGUAGAUAGUGAAAAAAAUGUGCCUUUAUUUACACAUGUCACAGCAGCGAAAUUUCGGUCCUCUCACAGAACCUUCCUCAAGACAAGUAAAUUAUAAAGUGCAGAGUGCAAAAAUGUAUACACAAUAUGAUUAUUAAUCAAUAAACCUUAAAAGUGCAUGUCUUGAUGAUAAAUCCCUCAUUUAGAGUGUUAUCCUCCAGGAAUAUAGUGCAUAUAACCAUGAUUAAACACCAA
This is a messenger RNA of Bufo gargarizans (Asiatic toad), 1871 nucleotides long. RefSeq names its product zinc finger protein OZF-like. The transcript is spliced from 2 exons. Gene Ontology annotation, molecular function: RNA polymerase II cis-regulatory region sequence-specific DNA binding; DNA-binding transcription factor activity. The coding region runs from base 87 to 1454 and encodes 455 amino acids. Gene Ontology annotation, biological process: regulation of transcription by RNA polymerase II. The record is from RefSeq and is a predicted model, not a curated record. Lineage: Eukaryota; Metazoa; Chordata; Amphibia; Anura; Bufonidae.